This is a messenger RNA of Cloeon dipterum, 2018 nucleotides long. RefSeq names its product methanethiol oxidase. The record is from RefSeq and is a predicted model, not a curated record. NCBI's taxonomy places the organism in Eukaryota, Metazoa, Arthropoda, Insecta, Ephemeroptera, Baetidae. The transcript has 11 exons. Gene Ontology annotation, molecular function: selenium binding. The coding region runs from base 382 to 1800 and encodes 472 amino acids.
GAAAGAAGCCUUGCCCGCCACGAGCGAGCUCACAAUCAGUGGCAUAUGUACAUAAUGCAGCCCGCGCUGAACGAGUGUACUGCGGCACGGUUUCCACACAACUUCAAGGCUUGUCGUGCGGAGGUCGAGUUCGCGGCAUUUGGAGAGAACUUUGCCCCAAAAAACAGUUGAAGGCGUCUGUGAGAGAUCUGACCUUGACGAAGGGCUGUGACUGUCAUACAAAAAGACAACUGUUGAUCUUUCUUUUUAUGCGCGGCUAACAGGGCCGGUACAUUGAAAGCGGUUCAAAGUUUGGUGCUAGGUCAUCACUCCUAAAAGCGUCACACAGUAUUCUCUCUUUGCCACAGUGCCUUCGUGCCGCACAUCCACAAAAUAUUCACAAUGUCUGGUUGCUGCUCUGGACCCGGUUACGCCACUCCUUUGGAUGCAAUGAAAAAUGGGCCAAAGGAAAAAAUUCUCUACGUUAUCUGCGUGCAGCCGGAAGGGCGUCAAAAGCCAGACUACUUGGCAACAGUUGAUGUGGACCCUGAGAGCCCUUCCUAUUGUCAGGUGAUCAGUCGUUGCUAUGGUACAGCCAUCGGAGAUGAGUUCCACCACUUUGGCUGGAAUUCCUGCAGCAGCUGCCACGGAGAUCCAAGCUGCAAAAGGGACAAGAUUAUCAUUCCAUGCCUCGGCAGUGACCGAAUCUACGUGCUUGAAACUGGUGCCAAUCCAAAAGAGCCCAAACUGCACAAAGUGCUAGAGCCAAGCGAACUUCAUUCAUUAAACUUGACAGCGCCCCAUACGGCCCAUUGCCUGGCUUCUGGCGAAGUCAUGAUUUCAGCAAUGGGAGAUGUUGCUGAAAAUGGAAGAGGGGGAUUUGCUCUGCUGGACUGCAAAGACUUCACAUUAAAAGGUCCAUGGUCAAAGGAGGACGCCAAGUUCGGCUACGACUUUUGGUACCAGCCGCUGUUCAAUAUCAUGGUGAGCAGCGAGUGGGGCGCGCCAAAGUCCUUCAGAAAGGGAUUUAUUCCUGAGGACUGCUCUAACAAAGAGCUAUACGGCAACAGCCUCAACUUCUUCAGCUGGAACGAGCGCAAAUUGCUGCAGACUGUUGACCUUGGAGCAGAGGGAGUCGCCCCUCUUGAGAUCAGAUUCUUGCACAACCCAAAAGAACCACAGGGAUAUGUUGGCUGUGCCCUUAAUGCGAUCAUCUACAGAUUUUUCCAAGAAGAUGAUGGAAAGUGGAACGCUGAACCAGUAGUCAAGAUACCAAAGAAAAAAGUUGAGGGCUGGCCAACAGAGAUGAUGGCAGGUAUGAUGACGGACAUUCUGAUUUCUCUGGACGACCGAUUCCUUUGCCACAGCAACUGGCUUCAUGGUGAUGUCCGCCAGUAUGACAUCACCGACCGCCGCAAUCCUAAACUCGUAGGUCAACUGUUCCUUGGCGGAAGCAUCUUGAGCGACAGCAAGGUCAAGGUUCUUGAGGACCAGGAACUAACGGAGCAACCAAAGCCUGUAUACUUGAAAGGCAGACGUCUCCACGGUGCUCCACAGAUGCUGCAGCUAAGCCUUGAUGGAAAAAGGCUAUACAUCACUAGCUCCCUGUUCUCCCCCUGGGAUAAACAGUUUUACCCGGAGAUGACCAAGAACGGGUCUGUUUUGGUGCGAGCCAAGGUGGACGUUGAAAAGGGCGGACUUGAGUUGGAUGAGGACUUCAUCGUUGACUUCGGCAAGGAGCCAGACGGUCCAGUACUGGCUCAUGAGGUGCGCUACCCUGGUGGCGACUGCACGUCCGACAUUUGGCUCCACAUAGAGUGAUUUCAAUCAGCCAGACAAAAAUGUCUGGCUGUGAAUCAAAUUUGAUUCUUAUUUUUAUGCUUAUAUAUUUUUAAGAAUUUAAGUUAUGUUAUUGGAAAAUAAAACUAGCGUUUAGCUUUUACAAUUUUUGUUUAUUUACAAUAAUAAGCCAAGAUUCAUAGUUUGCUUGAAAUUAAGUGAUUAAUAACUUAAUUCAACUUUCAAAAAAUGAAAUAAAA